AUGCCGUACCAGCCGCCACCCCAACAAGAGUCAAGCCUGCUGGAUAACUAUAGGGAUAUGUUUGAGGCCCUUACUGGUUAUCCGUACCAGCCGAACCCGCCAGUGAACCCUAAUGAGAGAUAUCAGCGAGAUGCUUGCUAUGCGCUUGGUUUGUUGGAUGACGACUCGGAGUACAUUGAGGCCAUCAAAGAAGCAAAUAUAUCAGGUAGUGCAGGUUAUAUUCGCAAUUUAUUCGCCACCAUGUUACUGUCAAGCACAUUAUCUAGACCUGAAGUUGUCUGGGAAAGCACAUGGAAGUAUAUGACAGAUGAUUUUUUGUACAGAUUCUCAAAGUAUCAUCGUGUUUCAGGUUUAUCAAUUCCUGAUGAGCAACUAAAGAACUAUGUUUUAUGCGAAAUCGAGAAGCUUUUAACUCGGAAUAAUUCAUCGCUUCGAAGAUUUUUAUCAAUGCCUUACCCGGAUACUUCAUCUUUAGAUAACUUUCGCUGCCGAUUGAUUAACGAAGAGCUUGCUUAUGACAGAACAGAGUUACAAAAUGUUUAUCAAGGUCAGGUGAAUUUGUUAACGGAUGAACAACGUGCAGUAUAUGAAGAAAUUAUGAACGCAGUUCAUGGAGACAAUGGAGGAGUAUUUUUUGUUUACGGUUAUGGCGGGACCGGUAAAACAUUUUUAUGGAAAACAUUGUCUGCUGCAAUUAGGUCAAAAGGUGAGAUUGUAUUAAACGUUGCAUCUAGCGGAAUUGCAUCAUUGCCGUUGGAGGGAGGAAGAACGGCUCAUUCUAGGUUUCAUAUACCUUUGAAUCUUAAUGAGGAUUCUGUUUGUCAUAUCAAACCAGACGAUGAUGUAGCUAAAUUACUACAGCAGACCAAACUCAUUAUAUGGGAUGAAGCUCCUAUGGUUCAUAAACAUGCAUUUGAGGCUUUGGAUAGAACUAUGCAUGACAUUUUCAAUAUAUCUAAUCCAUCCAGGUCUGAUGUUUUAUUUGGAGGAAAUGUAAUUGUAUUUGGUGGUGAUUUUAGGCAAAUACUACCUGUUGUUCGAAACGGUGGACGUCAAGAAAUUGUGAAUGCCUCAUUAUGUUCUUCUUAUCUGUGGAGUAAGUGUAAGUUGUUGACGUUAUCUAGAAACAUGAGGUUAACUGUUGGAAGACCAUCAUCUGAAGUUGAAGAGAUCAGUAAUUUUGCAAAAUGGUUGUUGGACGUUGGUGAGGGAAAUGUUGGUAGUUCCAAUGAUGGAGAAGCAAUAAUUGAAAUACCACCUGAGCUUUUAAUUGAUAGCAUAUCUGAUCCAAUUUCUAGCCUGAUUGAUUUUGUUUAUCCGUCAAUCUUGGAGAAUUACAAUGAUCGUAAUUACUUUAGUACCAGAGCUAUACUUGCGCCUAAGAAUGAGGUUGUUCACGAGAUUAACGACAGAUUAUUGGCAGUUUUCCCUGGUGAAGAAAAAGAGUAUCUUAGUUCUGACAGUCUAUGCCCUACUGAAGAUGGCAAUGUUGAUCAGCAAAAAAUAUACUCCCCCGACGUGCUCAAUGGUCUUAAAGUGUCUGGUUUACCAAAUCAUAGGUUAGUGCUUAAAGUUGGUGUUCCAGUAAUGUUGUUGCGAAAUAUUGACCAACGAAAUGGUUUGUGUAACGGUACAAGGUUAAAGGUCACAAAACUUUACAGCCGUGUUAUUGAAGCUGAGAUAAUUUCUGGUGGAAAUAUUGGUUCUCGGACAUUCAUACCUAGAAUGAAUUUGGUACCUUCGGACCGAAAGAUUCCUUUUGCAUUUCAAAGGAGGCAAUUUCCAAUAACUGUAUGUUUUGCAAUGACGAUUAACAAAAGCCAGGGACAGUCGCUAUCUAAGGUUGGGUUGUACCUAAGACAACCAGUUUUCACACAUGGUCAAUUGUACGUAGCUUUAUCCAGGGUUACAAGACGAGAUGGAAUCAAGUUACUAAUACUUGACAAUGAUGGCAGGCCUACAAAUAAAACAACCAAUGUUGUAUAUAAAGAGAUAUUCAAUGGAUUGUGA
Messenger RNA from Helianthus annuus (common sunflower), 2010 nucleotides. RefSeq names its product ATP-dependent DNA helicase pif1-like. The record is from RefSeq and is a predicted model, not a curated record. The transcript has 3 exons. Lineage: Eukaryota; Viridiplantae; Streptophyta; Magnoliopsida; Asterales; Asteraceae. Bases 1 to 2010 code for a protein of 669 amino acids. Gene Ontology annotation, molecular function: DNA helicase activity. Gene Ontology annotation, biological process: telomere maintenance; DNA repair.